UGCCAUGACCACGGCCUCGACAAAAGCCAUAUCUCUACCGACGCUGCGCUGCUGUGCUGAAUGUGCUGACUGGACCUCAUCCGCAGCUUUCCGCAUCUCCACCAUCACUGUGAAGAGCAGUGCGUCGCCAGCACGUUCCCCAGCACGCACCAUGGCCGUAUAACACUUAGGGGACCGGGAAGCACCUUUCUCUGCCCAGCUCGACACACCGUCUCGAGUCCUGCACUCCCUCUUGCACUCCCUCCUGCACACGCCCUUGCACACCACUCCCGCUGCCAUGGCCGACGCCCCCGAGUCCGGUCUCCCGCCCACGGCGCAGGCCCCUCGCUCCACAUCCCCUGCGCCUGCAAGUGGCAGACAGCCCGCCCGCAGUCUGCUGUCGUCGCUGCGCCUAGGACACAGUCCCAGCCCCAGCGCCAACGAGACCGAGGCCCUGCACCUGCCCUCGCCGUCCAACGGCGCCCCCCGCAUCAUGCGCUCUGCCCCGACGGGCUCGCCGCUAUCCCUUAAGGAGCCCGCCGAGUUCCCCUUCAACGCCCCCGUCUCGACGUCCAAUGGGGCAAUCGAGAAUGUCGAGGCCGUCGACCACGCCAUGCGGCCGCCCAAGCCCACCUCGCACGCCUCCAAUGGCUCCACGAGCACCUACUACCCGCCCUUUGCGCCCGUGCCCAUACCCGUUGACCCUGCGCCGGCAGCCGACUCGCUCGACAUGCCCCGAGAACGCAAGAGCGUGCAGUUCGCUCGCUCGACGACAUACAACUUCGAGCCGCCCGCCACAGCCUCCCGCCAGCAGUCGUGGGAGACAGAGGACGGCAAGGGCAAGGGCAGGGAGCAGGACAGGCAGGCCGUGUCGCUCAUGGGGAAGCUGAGAGCCCUGGCAUCCCCAACCCCGAGCCACAGCAGAACCCACAGCGCCUUUGGCGGCUCCGUGCCAGGGGACUCCCCACACGGCCCCCUUUCUCCCGCCAUCGAGCGCGACGAGCUCUUCUUCCCCAGCAGCGGCGGUCACGAUAGCGAGGCCGAUGCAGAUGCCGAGUCAAGCGCCGGCGAGGGAGCCUCGCGUCCGGCAAGACGGAGAAAGAAGAGCAGUCGGCGCUGGUUUGACGGCGAGGACGAGGGCAUACAGACGGCUCCAACAACCCCCAAGCAGUCCGGCGGCUACUUCGCCCGCGACUCGCCCAACCUCACACCCACUUCCACCAGCAUGAACCGCCCGACCUUCUUCCGCCGCGGCACCAUGACCGAUAUUCCCGAGAAUGAACGCCAGGGCUACUCCGAAGACGAGGGCCGCUCCCGCAUCGCCAAAGAAAGCGCAUGGUCGCGUGGACUGCACAGUGCACGAGGCCUCUCCUACGGCGGCCUGCGAAGACACGACCCCAACGCCGAAGACCGACCAGGCCACCUGCGUAGAGGCACUGACGGCACGCAGCCCUCGCCAUGGCGCAUGCGCAGUGACCGCACAUCGAGUCUGAGUGCGCAGAAGUGGAAGUCCAUCAAGAACGGCCUCAAGCUUUUGGGCAACCGCGCAAAAGCAGAGCGACAGGUGGAUCAUGCCAAAUCUGCUGAACUCAUGGCCGAGCUCCUGGCUGGAGCGCCUGCUGCCCUGUUCUUAGCCAGCAUGUUUCAGCGCGACGAAAGCGGCCACAAGCGCAUUCCUGUCCUCUUGGAGCAGCUCAAAGUCACUAUCACAGACGCUGAGCAGGUAAAGCAUCAAGAAGGCGACCGACAUACGCCCCUGCGUGUGGAGUUGGAGUACGGGAGCGGACUGACUCGGAUGAAGUGGGUCGUCCAUCGUACUGUGGUCGAUUUUGCCAAUUUGCACGCCAAGUUCAAACUCCAAGAAAAGCAGGACCUCUUUCGACGGAGCACCCCUGUACGGCCCAAGCAGAUGAAAGAGAAGGGUAAAGAAGGCGCUGACGACGUCGAAGAGAGGGAGGAUCCGCGAGCGAAGAUUCCCCGUUUUCCCAGAAGCGCCUUGCCCUACCUUCGAGGUCUCCGAGGUUACGGCAUCUUGGAUGAGGAAGACGAAGAGGAAGAGGAAGACGCUGCUGCUGGAGGCCAUGGCAGUGGGCCUGAUGGCAACGCGAGCGCCGUUGAGCGUCCCGGCCGAGCCAAACGUAACAAAUCGUCGUUUCUGCUCGGCGGUCGCCAACCAAGCAUAGGUAAUCCAGCAGAUGGAGGCGUCAUCGGCCAACUGGCAGCGAGACAGGGCAGUUUUGCGGGAGCCGUAGGCCAACCCAUGCAAACCAGGCAGACCCAUCACGAUCGACAGCGCAAAAAGCUGGAAUACUACCUCAAGAAACUCAUUGCCUACUUGAUCUUCCGUCCAGACAGCAAUCGUCUGUGCAAGUUCUUGGAGUUGUCUGCACUUGGAGUGCGACUGGCAGCUGAAGGGGGCUACCAUGGGAAGGAGGGGCCUAUGAUGAUCAAGUCCUCGAAAGGAGUCGAUGCUCGGAAGAGGUGGACCCCAUCGUCUAUGCAGAACCGGCACGCACCCAAGUGGUUUCUCGUUCGACACAGCUACAUUGUUUGCGUUGAUUCUCCCGAGGAGAUGAACGUAUAUGAUGUGUUCCUCGUCGAUGCAGACUUCAAUAUCGAGUCCAAGUUCGGCAAACUGGGAGACAAGCGAACCAGGAACAUCGCAAGCGAAGCCAAGGGCUCCGUGACAGGCCACCACCAACUCAAGCUCCUCAAUUCGGAGAGGAAGAUGAAGUUGCUGGCCAGGAACGAGAAGAUGCUGCUGCAGUUUGAGGCGUCGAUCAACUUCAUGUCUGAGAACACGUUGUGGUCGCAGCGUCAGCGCUUCGACAGCUUCGCGCCUGUACGCAAGAAGAUCUAUGCGCAGUGGCUGGUUGACGGACGAGACUACAUGUGGAAUGUCUCGCGCGCGAUCAGCAUGGCAAAGGACGUCAUCUAUAUUCACGACUGGUGGCUUAGUCCGGAGCUGUAUUUGCGGCGCCCAGCUGCCAUCAGCCAGAAAUGGAGGCUCGACAGACUGCUCCAACGUAAAGCGCAGGAAGGCGUCAAGAUUUUCGUCAUCAUGUAUCGAAACAUCGGUGCUGCCAUUCCUAUUGACUCCGAGUACUCCAAAUUCUCACUGCUCGACCUCCACCCCAAUGUCUUCGUUCAGCGCUCUCCAAAUCAAAUCCGCCAAAACACAUUCUUCUGGUCGCAUCACGAGAAGAUCUGCGUGAUAGAUCACACCAUCGCCUUUUGUGGCGGUGUCGACUUGUGCUUUGGCCGAUGGGAUACACCACAGCACGCCGUUGUGGAUGACAAGCUGACUGGUUUCGAACUCGACAACGGGCCGAGGGAUGCCGACCACUGCCAGCUCUGGCCUGGUAAAGACUACUCGAACCCCCGAGUUCAGGACUUCUACAGCUUGGACAAACCUUAUGAGGAGAUGUACGAUCGCAGCAAAGUCCCCAGAAUGCCAUGGCACGAUAUCGGAAUGCAGAUUGUCGGCCAGCCCGCGCGAGAUCUGACUCGUCAUUUCGUUCAGCGAUGGAACUACUUGCUCCGCCAACGCAAACCUACCCGCCCCACGCCGUUCCUUCUCCCACCGCCAGACUUCAAUCCGGCUGAUAUUGAGGCCCUCGGUCUGGACGGAACUUGCGAGGUGCAGAUCCUCCGUUCUGCAUGCGCUUGGUCUAUUGGCACGCCCAACAAGGUCGAGCACAGCAUCAUGAACGCGUACGUCCAGAUGAUCGCCACGUCCGAGCACUUUGUGUACAUUGAGAAUCAAUUCUACAUCAGUAGCAGUGAAGUCCUCGGCACGAAGAUUGAGAACAAAAUCAACGACGCUAUCGUCGAUCGCAUUAAGCGCGCUCACGCCAACGAUGAAGACUGGAGAGCAUGCAUCGUCUUACCCCUGAUGCCUGGAUACCAAAACACGGUCGACGAACAGGAAGGCAGCAGUGUCCGCCUGAUUAUGACAUGUCAGUACCACAGUAUCUGCCGUGGAGAGACGUCCAUUUUUGGACGCCUGCGAGCGGUAGGUAUCGAGCCGGAGGACUACAUCCAGUUCUACGCUUUGAGGUCGUGGGGCGAGAUAGGUCCUAAGAAGAUGCUGGUCACAGAACAACUCUACAUCCACGCCAAAAUCAUGGUCGUCGAUGACCGAGUCGCAAUCAUUGGCUCGGCCAACAUCAACGAACGUUCUUUGCUAGGAUCGCGAGAUUCCGAGAUUGCUGCAAUCAUUCGAGACACUGAAGUGCUUGAUUCUUUCAUGGGCGGCCAGCCAUACAAGGUCGGCAAGUUCCCUCAUACCCUCCGCGUGCGUCUCAUGCGCGAGCACUUGGGUAUUGAUGUUGAUGGUAUCUCGGAAGAAGAAUGGAUGAGCCAGAUGUCUGACGCCGAUAGCGCCGGCUUCCAAACUGAAUCAUCAGGACCGUCUUCUCCAACUGGCGAUCGAGUUACGGAGCAGAAGUUGGCAGAGAAUAGCCAUCGUCUGCAAGAUGAAAUACUGGCUCGAUCUGAGGGCAUGCACAGCUUUAACCAUGACUUCGACUGGGCGCAAGAUCAAAACCCUAAUUUGAAGAACACGAAGAAGCCAUCGACAGACACCCGUGUGACAAAUCAGCCAGCCCAUGCGCAGGACCUUCGAGGGGAGGGCCCAGAUCACAUGCUUGAAGUCGAAGCCAAUCGUCCAAGUAUAUCUCGGGGCCGCGACUCAUACGUCGACCCUCAAGGCCACGAAAAGCUGGUGGUUGACGUCGCGCCGGAAGGUCUGCAUGCACCAAAACGCGCCUCAACCGUGAAAUCUCGCCGCCGCAGCGGAACGACUGGCACUAGGACCAGCGCUCACAGCAGUCUCCCCGAAGGCAACCCGACUCUCCCUCCAGCUCGUAUCCCUCGCAUGGACACGACAAAACUAGGCUUGACACAGCUCAGCCAGCUCCCCGCCCUGCCUGUUUCCGACGACACAGAUAUCGGCGGCCCGCCUCUCCAGCGCACCUUUAGCCAGGGUUCGGCAAGCACCAUCAACCCCCUCCUCGCCGACAUGCGCCGCCCCACCGUCACAGACGACUGCAUGCGCGACCCGCUCAACGACUCCUUCUACCUCGACAUCUGGCACCAGGUCGCCGAGAACAACACCAAACUCUUCCGCCACACCUUCCGCUGCAUGCCCGAUAAUGAAGUCCGCACAUGGAAGGAGUACCAGGAGUACGCAGCCUUUUCCGAGCGCUUCGCCAAAUCCCAAGGCGAUGACAAGAGCACGCAACACAGAUCGCAGGACGCACCCGGUAGGACAGGGCCGCCCGGAACGGGCAAGGGCUUCUCCGCCGCCGCCGGCAACGUCGGCAAGCAAUUCGAAGCCUUUGGCGAGAAGUUCAGCGAGAAGCUAGGUCACAGCCCAGACGGGAAUAACCACCACUCGAAGAUCGGCGGCGUGGAGCAAUGGGCUAAGGAUCAGGAGAAACAGGUCCAGGACCAUAAUAAUGCUCAUCCUAACCUGAAGCUAGACACACACACGACGUCGACGAGCAAUGAGCGCUUAUCCCCCCGCCCGGCGGACGACAGUAUAGUCUCACCUAUGAACCCCGACGUUCAGGGACGCACAUAUACCUUCCCCGCUCCACCGCCUAUUCCUAACGACUCACCCCCUGCGUCCGCAAACAACACCGCCCGCCCCCGCCAAGUCACCAUCUCAGAACCCCUAUCCGGACACCCCAACAGUAAUAACACAGCGGGAGUCAACCGCUCAAACACAAAACGCUCCCGCCGCCGCGCAACAACGAAAUCCUCAACCCGCGCUUUCAACGCUACGGACGCGGAUUCUCUGCUGGAUAAAGAAGACGCAAGGAGUCUGAUGGGGCUGGUGCAGGGCCAUUUGGUGGUUUGGCCGUAUGAUUGGUUGGAGACGGAGGAGAGGGGCGGGGGGUGGCUGUAUAAUGUUGAUCAGAUUGCGCCGUUGGAGAUUUAUAAUUGAGCUCUUGAUCGAGGUGGAUGGAUUGUUGGUGGGCUGCUUGUCUUUUUGCGAGGGGGUUGGAUGGGUUGGGUUAGAUUGCGUGAGGAAGUAAGUAAGUGUAGAUGAGAUGUGGUGUGCAUGGAGUGGGUGUAUUCGCAUUGUUUGUACCAUGGGCAUGGCGUGGCGUGGCAUGGAUUGGUGUUUGCAUUUUCGCGGUUACAUUCUUCGUUUCCUUCUUCUCCCUAGAUUAAUGCACCGAGCCAUUUUUUUCGUCGUCGCGUUCUUUGUUUCUUGCACUCUUUUCCUUCCUACCCACUCUA
Molecule: messenger RNA, 6231 nt
Organism: Dothidotthia symphoricarpi CBS 119687
Lineage: Eukaryota; Fungi; Ascomycota; Dothideomycetes; Pleosporales; Dothidotthiaceae
Product: phospholipase D1
Exons: 2
Coding region: 278-5932 (1884 amino acids)
Biological process (GO): cell motility
Molecular function (GO): catalytic activity
Source: RefSeq, a predicted model, not a curated record